This is a messenger RNA of Scomber japonicus (chub mackerel), 2992 nucleotides long. It is a transcript of the gene nadkb, whose product is annotated as NAD kinase b. Bases 610 to 2166 code for a protein of 518 amino acids. Gene Ontology annotation, molecular function: NAD+ kinase activity. NCBI's taxonomy places the organism in Eukaryota, Metazoa, Chordata, Actinopteri, Scombriformes, Scombridae. The record is from RefSeq and is a predicted model, not a curated record. The transcript has 11 exons. Gene Ontology annotation, biological process: NADP+ biosynthetic process; NAD+ metabolic process.
UCUUGCUUGAUCAAUAAAAAUAAUUUGGGACUCAAUAAUUGUUUAGUUUGUCAAGUCAAAGUCAGAAGUUUCAGCUUCUUUCUUCUGUUCAAUGUCUCCUGUUUUAUCUUCUAAGACAGUAAAUUAAUAUUCUUCCCUUUCUGGAGAAUUUCUCUUUUACUGUUUUCUAACAUUUCAUUGGUCAAACAACAAAUGAAACAAUCAGUAGUUGCAGCCUAACAACAAGAAAACCCAAAAAAGAAGUUGUGAACAAAAGAAAGGAAAGCAGCGCUUCACAUGUUUAAUGCUGUGACAAGUAAUUAUUUGGUAGAUGUGUUAAGAAAUGUCUCAAAUAUAUAAAUGAUCAUAAGAUUUGAAACUCAAGUAUUAGUCAGUUGUUUAAAGUAUUCAGUUGCUACUUAUGUAAUAACUUAUGUACUUAAGUAAUUCCACUACUGUAAAUACAGUCGGCUCAUAAGAUUUGGACAAAAUAACUUCAACGUGUUUCUGAGGUUAAAUAUAAACAGUAUUUAUCUUCUGAUAAAACAAUUAAAUUUUAGGCUUCUGAAAUAUUUCCAGACAUUCACAGAAUCAUCUCAUACAGUUGUCUUUUGUCUUUUAAUUGGCUGAAUGUUUUUAACAGAGGUUUCUGCUCUGCUUCCCGACAGAAUGGAGAAUUCAGAGACCAGUCCAGGAUCUGGGCCCUCGGCAGUGCCGGACAGAGGCAUGGCGCGACCCUCGGGCCACCUGGGUCAGCUGUCAGAGUCAGCCAGACCCUCCAGGCGCAGAGAGCACCCCUCCAAGUCACCAAGGAGACGACGGGAGGGAAAGAGGUUGCAGCGAAGGGGAGGAGGUCAUGAACAGCUGCUCUGGGAGAUUGAGCGGCGGAGGUUGCCAGGCCAACACGAGCACUUGGAGCCAUCUGGCUCGGCGAGCGACACAGCGGAAAGUUCACCUAAGAGACGUGCUCACUUUUUACAUGGACCGUAUCCAGCCACUCACUUCGGACCCAAAGCCUGUAUUCUUCCCAAUCCAACUUCAGUCAUGCACAUCCAGGACCCGGCCAGCCAGCGGCUCACAUGGAACAAACCUCCGGUCAACGUGCUCGUCAUCAGGAAAAUCAGAGAUGAGAGUCUGGUGGAGCCUUUCAAAGAGCUCUGCAGGUUUCUAGUAGAGGAGAAGCAGAUGAUGGUGUACGUGGAACGCAGGGUCGCAGACGAUGCUACGCUCUCUAAGGACGAGGCCUUCGGCUCCAUUCGCAAUCAGCUCUGCACCUUCAGAGAGGGUUAUGAUGAUAUCUCAGACUGCAUAGACCUGAUCAUCUGUCUGGGUGGUGAUGGGACUCUGCUGUAUGCCUCCUCUCUCUUCCAGGGCAGCGUUCCUCCAGUUAUGGCGUUUCAUCUCGGUUCUCUGGGUUUCCUGACGCCCUUCAAAUUUGAGUCGUAUAAAACUGAAGUGGCCAAAGUGUUUGAAGGGAAUGCGGCCAUCACGUUGCGCAGUCGUCUGAAGGUGAAGGUGGUGAAGGACAUGCUUCAGAGGACGGGCCAGCAGCCACACAGCCGAGAGCCGCCGCAGCUGCAACAACAACAACAGCAGCAGCAGCAGCAACAACAACAGGAACUCAACGGACUUCUUCCUCACGGACACACCAACAGUGAGGCUGGCAAGGUCACCCUGCAGCUACAGGUGUUGAAUGAGGUGGUGGUGGACCGAGGCCCGUCCUCCUACCUGUCCAACGUGGACUUGUACCUCGAUGGACGACUCAUCACCUCAGUGCAGGGGGACGGUGUGAUUGUAUCCACGCCAACAGGCAGCACGGCAUACGCAGCAGCAGCAGGCGCCUCCAUGAUCCACCCCAACGUACCAGCCAUCAUGGUCACCCCCAUCUGCCCACACUCACUCUCCUUCAGGCCCAUUGUGGUCCCUGCUGGGGUGGAGCUCAUGAUCACCUUGUCCCCUGAUGCCAGGAACACUGCCUGGGUGUCGUUUGAUGGCAGGAAGCGCCAGGAGAUCCAGCAUGGAGAUUGCAUUAAGAUUACUACAUCUUGUUACCCCGUGCCCUCUAUCUGUUGCCACGACCUGGUGUAUGACUGGUUUGAAAGCCUGGCGCAGUGUUUGCACUGGAAUGUCCGCAAGAGGCAGGCCCGACUUGCGGACGUCUCAGACUCCUCAGACACAGAAAAUUGAACUCGCGCUCUGCUUUUUUUUCCCCGGUUCCUCCGUUAAAAUACAUUCAGGCACUGUUCUCCACAGAAGCUCAGUGAGAAACGAGGGAAGACACUGAAAGAAAGAAACACUGGACAGAUGGCGAGAGAUAAAUCGUUGUUCCAUUACUCCUAUGAAUACAGUAGCAUGUGCAAUGAGCAGACACUGUUUUAUACACUGAGUCAAACAUUUGAGUGCCUCAUUACAUUCCAGUACAUACACGCUGUAGUUUUAUCAGUAGCUCAAAGGGAGAAAGCAUGUUUCUCACCUAGAAAUGGAAAAAAAGCAAACAUUACAUAAUCCUGUGAUAUGAAGGUAGAGUAUCACCGAAAGCACCUCAUUAAUAUUCUGUCAACUGUUUUUUGUUUGUUUUUUUGACUUUUGGAGCACUUAAUCAUCCGUGUGAUGAUGAGGGUAUAGACUCUGUUACUGAUAUUAACUGGUUAGGAUUAGAAGUAAAAAUACACUCAAAAGGAAGAAAUUAAGAAAUAUAACACUUCUGAACCUUUAAGUGUAAAUUUGUAUAUACAGGAUUCUAGGAUUCAGAUUUAUUUAACGUCAUAUUUAUGUGAUAUUUAUAUAUUUUCAAGACUGGAGCUUUAAAAAGACUGAUUAUUUUCUGCUGUCUACGUGUCCUGUUGUAACUUUCUUCUUCUUCGUUGUUUUCAUUAAAUUGUGCAGCAGAUUGCAUGAAUCAGAGUAAAAACUAAACUGAAUGAAGCAGAGAAUCGUGUCGUUUUCAUUAAACAUGUCAAAGUCAAACAUGUCUAAGUCUUGUAGCAGAAGGAAGUAGUGUGAAAAUAAAGUU